Messenger RNA from Heterobasidion irregulare TC 32-1, 3147 nucleotides. RefSeq lists its product as uncharacterized. Gene Ontology annotation, biological process: glutathione metabolic process. Bases 1 to 3147 code for a protein of 1048 amino acids. Gene Ontology annotation, cellular component: cytosol. The record is from RefSeq and is a predicted model, not a curated record. NCBI's taxonomy places the organism in Eukaryota, Fungi, Basidiomycota, Agaricomycetes, Russulales, Bondarzewiaceae. Gene Ontology annotation, molecular function: 5-oxoprolinase (ATP-hydrolyzing) activity. The transcript is spliced from 9 exons.
AUGUCCAGCCUACCCCCGACCCUCCGCAUCGGCAUCGACGUUGGCGGCACAAACACCGACGGCGUCCUCCUCGACCCCUCCGUGUCCGACGACCCCACCCGUGCCAUCCUCUCCUGGCACAAGUCCCCCACCACUUCCGAUCCGACCAUCGGGAUCCAUGUCGUCCUCUCUACUCUCCUCACCCAAGCCAACGUUGACCCCGCCCGCAUCGCGAGCGUCACAAUCGGUACCACUCACUUCAUCAACGCAGUCGUUGAGCAGGACCGCGCCCGACUUGCGCCUGUCGCCGUCUUCCGCCUCUGCGGGCCCUUUUCGCGUGAUGUACCCCCAGCCAUCGACUGGCCCGAGUCCCCCACUGAGCGCCUUCGCUCCAUCAUCUGCGCCCACUCCGCAUUUUUAGACGGCGGCCUCGAGGUCGACGGCGAGCCCAUCAUGGAUGUCCGCGAGGAUCAGGUCGCGGAGCAGUGUGCGCUCAUCAAGGCGAAGGGCAUCCGGUCCGUCGUCGUUAACGGCGUCUUUGCUCCCGUGGACAUCAGUGGGAAGGAGAGUCAAGAGGAGCGCGUCGGUGCCUGGAUCACGAAGUACUAUCCCGAGGCAGACGUUGUCCUCUCCAAGCACGUCGCCACCCUCGGCUUCCUCGAGCGCGAAAACGCUGCCCUCCUCAACGCUUCUAUCCGUCCCUACGCGCGCACCACUAUCGCCGCUUUCCAGCGCGCAGUCGCUCAGCGCCUCCACCCCGGCUGCCCGGUCUUCCUCACUCAGAACGACGGCACCAUUCUCUCCGCCGCGCGUGCUGCACACCUCCCGAUCCGUACCUUCUCCAGCGGACCCACGAACUCCAUGUGCGGAGCUGCAUUUCUGGUGCGCGGCAUGCGUGCGGGCGCGGAGGAUGAGGGCGUGAAGGGCCCUAUGCUCGUGGUCGAUAUCGGCGGAACGACGACGGACGUGGGGAUGUUGCUCCCCAGCGGGCUCCCGCGCCAGGCAGCCGCCAUCACCACGAUCGCGGGCAUCCGGGUCAACUUCUCCUGCCCCGACGUGCAGAGUAUCGGGCUCGGUGGUGGCUCAAUCGUGCGCACGACGCCGACGGGGACGAUGACGAUCGGGCCAGACUCGGUGGGACAUCGCAUUCACGAGCGUGCACUUGUCUUUGGGGGCGACAUUCACACCGCAACCGACUACGCCGUCGCCAUCGCUGCGGCCUCAUCCGUCUCCGCCUCUACUUCUUCUACCUCCUUGGCACCUUCCUCAGACCUUGCCAUCGGCACACCCGCACUGGCCACUGCUGUGCUCCCUGUUCCCGCCCUUCCGCAAUACACGCGCGCGGUACGGCGCAUGCUUGAGGGAGUCAUUGAUCGCAUGAAGACAAGUGCGGCGGACGUGCCGGUGUUGCUCGUCGGCGGCGGUGCGGUGCUUGCACCGAAUACAUUGAAGGGCGCGAGUCGUAUCCUGCGCUCACCAUUAGGAGGCGUUGCAAACGCCGUCGGGGCCGCGAUCGCGCGGGUUUCGGGGACGGUGGACACAGUCGUGAACACAGUGGAUAGGACACCGCAACAGAUCGUGGACGACGUCACAAGCGUGGCGGUGGCGCGCGCGGUCGCGAACGGCGCGGUGCACGGGACAGUUGAGAUUGCGGAGAUGGAGAUGAUUCCCCUCGCUUACGUCGCGAACCGCGCACGCGUUGUCGCCAAGGCCAUCGGUGACUUUGACUUUUCGAGGCCCGAUGCGGGCGCGUCGCUUCUCGACUCUCCAGACUCUGAAGCGGACGCCGCGCUGCAGCAUUCCGAAAGGGCCAACGACAUCAUCGACAAGGAUCCUCUCCAACCUUGCACCACAGCGAAUGUAAAAGCAGACGCUCCUAGCACCAGCACCAGCGCGACCCCGACUGCGGCGCUUGACAUUGUCUCUUACACCCCGACAGUUACCCGCGCGCGCGAAUGGAUCGUUUCGGAGACCGAUUUGGAGUGGAUCGCAGACGGAUGCUACAUCCUCGGCACUGGCGGCGGCGGUACCCCAUACCCGGACCUUGUGCACCUGCGCCAGCUGAUGCGCCGCGACGGUGCUGUCGUGCGCGUCGUCGCGCCGCAGGACCUUAAAGACGACGCAGUCGUGGCAUGUGGGGGUGGCAAGGGAAGCCCGACGGUUGGGAUGGAAAAAUUGCCGGCGAACGAGAUGAUGGAGGCGCAAAAUUUGGUGUACGCUCAACUUGGGUACAAGCCGGAUGCGGUGAUCGCACUCGAGAUCGGUGGCGGGAACGGGCUUCAAGGCAUGCUCUUGGGCGCGUCAACAAACAUGAACAUCCCUACCGUGGACGGAGACUGGAUGGGCCGCGCGUACCCCGUAUCUUGGCAGAUCACGCCUGUCGCGUUGAGCGGUGAGAAGGCGCACUUCCUUCCUACCGCCAUUUCGGACGGAAAAGGCAACCACAUGCUGAUGACGUCUGCGACGAGCGAGCGAAUGAUCGAGCGCGCGUUCCGCGCCGCGCUCUCUGAAAUGGGCAGCUAUGUCGGUUGCGCCAAGGGCCCGUGCUCGGGGCGAGCGACCAAGGAGUGGGUCGUCGAGAACACGAUCUCGCUCGCGUGGCGCAUCGGUCGUGCGGUCGCGUUAUGCCGCGCGCGCGGUGAGAUCGAUAGCGUCGCGGACGCGAUCAUCGACCAGGUCGGCGGACAUGACGCCGCGAAACUCCUGUUUAGGGGUAAGAUCGUCGCCGUAGAGCGUAAACUCAUCAAAGGACACGUGUAUGGGGAGGUUGUCAUCGCGGCCGUCGCAGACGACGUGGUUUCCGGCGCGCAGGCGACGCGCGUGUUCACAGGCAAGAUGAAGAUCCCGUUCAAGAACGAGAAUAUCGUUGCGCGCGUCGUAGACGUAGACCCCGCAACGGGCGCAGAGCGCGAGACGGUCGUCGCGAGCGUGCCGGACCUGAUCUGCGUGUGCGAUGCAGGCACGGGUGCGGCGAUCGGGACGCCCGAGUACAGGUACGGGCUGCUGGUGAGCGUGCUUGGGAUCCAGGCGUCGGACAAGUGGACGUCGACGGCGCGCGGGAUCGAGAUCGGGGGCCCCGCCGCGUUUGGGAUGGACGAUGUCGAGUAUCGGCCGCUCGGGGUGUUCAGGACGCCGCGGAGCGUGAUCGACGAGUAUCAGCCCCGGUAA